Molecule: messenger RNA, 1128 nt
Organism: Fusarium coffeatum
Lineage: Eukaryota; Fungi; Ascomycota; Sordariomycetes; Hypocreales; Nectriaceae
Exons: 5
Coding region: 1-1128 (375 amino acids)
Molecular function (GO): oxidoreductase activity; FMN binding
Source: RefSeq, a predicted model, not a curated record
AUGGCAGCUCAAGGAACGACCAAACUUUUCACACCAGCCAAAGUUGGCAAUGUCGAGCUUAAGCACCGAGUGGUGCUGGCUCCUCUGACACGUCGACGUGCAGACGAGGCAACCGCAGUCCCGCCUGACUAUGCUGCCGAAUACUAUGCUCAACGCUCCUCAGAUGGCGGACUUCUUGUCUCUGAGGGUACUUUUAUCGCUCAUGAAGCUGGCGGUAUGUCUCGUGUACCAGGGAUUUAUUCGCCUGAGCAGAUUGCGUCAUGGAAGGCCAUUACCGAUGCCGUUCACGCCAAAGGAGGCUAUAUCUUCUGUCAACUCUGGGCCCUAGGUCGAGUCGCGAACCCCAAGAUUGUGCCCAAUGUCUGGAGUGCCGGCUCAAAGCCCUUCAAUGUUAAGGGCACUGGGUCUUCGGAGCCUCCUCCCAAGUUUACCACUAUGACUGAAGCCGAUAUUGACCGAUUUGUGGGACACUAUCGACAGGCUGCGCUGAAUGCCAUCGAAGCUGGAUUCGAUGGUGUUGAACUUCAUGGCGCCAAUGGAUAUCUUAUUGAUCAAUUCCUUCAAACCAACAGCAACGACCGAACAGACUCUUACGGAGGCAGUCUCGAAAACCGAUUCCGCUUCCCCUUGAGAGUCCUCAACGCUGUCUGCGAUGCUAUAGGCCCUGAGCGCGUCGGCAUUCGAAUGUCGCCCUUCUCUCGCUUCCAAGGCAUGCGUGAGGCUGAUCCCCUUUCCGUUUUUGUACCUUGGGCAAAGGCUAUUGUCAAGGCUCAGCCAUCUCUGGCGUUUAUCCACGCUGUCGAGCCACGAAUUGAAGGAGGAAGUGACUCGCCCGACAAUGUCCCAAAGGCAAAUGAUACUCUUGAACCCAUCCGAGAGGUUGUCAACAGCACGGGAGUCAAGUUCAUCGUCGCAGGAGGAUUUACUCCCGAAACUGCUAUCAAGCACGCAAGCCAGACAGACGAUCUGGUAGGCUUUGGACGUUACUUUAUUCCCAACCCGGAUUUACCGGCGCGAAUUCAGAAUGGUUGGCCGUUGACCAAGUAUGAUCGCUCGCUCUUUUAUACACCCGAUACAAAGGGAUAUACGGAUUAUCCGCCUUACAGCCCUACAGCAUCUAGACUCUGA